CCUACGUGAGCGAGACUAGUACAUAAACUUCUACUAGUAAUACGUUUGGUCAACCGGUCACACAUCACUCUAUACUAUUCCGCACGUUGCCCACAGGAGUCAAUUUUAGGCGUACUAUUUGCGCCCCAACCUGUUUGGAAAUUCAGACGAGCGCUGGCUCGACAAUAUAAGGAGAGCCUCGUUGCAGACUUGUUGCUUCGAGGCCUUUGUACCUUUGUAUCUCAUUGACGCAGCGCAAGCCUAGUAACUUGUUCCCCAGCCUUUCAUACAAACACAAGCUCCUCUUGUUCAACAGACCAUGUUGGACUUACUCUCCAAAGAUCGGAUAGUCGACGAGGCAGGCCUCAGAGCCGCCUUGUAUCAUCUAGGCACAGUCUCAAGUUCAGGAGCAACCGCAUUACAAGCCACGGUCGAGCAUAUGUUAUCAUCACCCCAUGUUUUUGCAUAUAUCAUUUCUGUUUGGGAUCGCCGUGAGGCAAUGAUCUCCCAGAUCAUGACAGACUUUCCAACGAAAUCUCAAGAAUAUCCAGCAUCCAUCGCGAGAAAGAUGCUAGACAGUCUGUCUAUGUACUUUUUGGCUUUGCCUGUUGAAUCUUUAGCGACGGAUGUCUCGAGGAACAUCAGCCGCCACAGAGGCUUCAUCGAGGGCGCUUUACCAGUACUUUGCGCGUUGGGCACUAUGAAAUUUACUGGUACAGGGUCAUCUGAAGACGAGAUCGAUCUCUUCGAUGUCGAAUCGGAUUAUGGAUUCAUCAAGAGGAAAGUCCCUCAGAAAAUGCGCAAGCGUAAUCGCCUGAAAGUUCAUACGGCCAUCGACACAUCGCUCUUCGUGAGGCUCGGUGUGGUUGUACCUCUCACGAGCGAGGCUGCCGCAUCGUUGUCUACCCACAUUCUUGCGGAGCUGAAAGAUGCUCUCUCAUUCUAUUUCUCGCUUCUGCGGAGGACGGAAUUGGCAGGCGACAUCAAAGCCUUACUCCUCCCGAACGUGGGAGAGUCUGCCAAAGAUGUUGCGCCUGAAGUUUCGUCAACCGAGGAUGUCGUGAGCCCAACAAAGCGACCCAAUGCGUACCCAAUGGUGCAGCCUAUGAAGGCUGCGCUUUACUUCGACAACGCGGACGGGUUCGGAGAGUGGCGAAUCCUCAUAUCUACGGAGGCCUCCAAAAAUUUGCGUGAAUUCCGUGGAGCAGAUGAGAAGAUAUUCAAGAUCAUUGUCAAGAAGAUCAAACAACUAUCAAAUGGUCAUUUUUCAGAAGAUAAUCACAAGCGACUUAACGGGCCGGAUGCAGGUAUACCUAUCCACGAGGCCAAGAUGACAAGGGACCUACGAUUAGUAUACCAGAUCGAUUGUGUCCUUGACCAGGAUGGAGAGUCCGAAAGACAAGUAAUCAAGGUAUACGGCAUUUAUACGCAUGCUCAGCUUGGUAGAAUAUGGGAUGCCCUGGGUUGCCAUCUCGCACGUAAGGGCAGAGAGUAUCGUAGAAGGUGUAUCUUCCGGAACAGACCAGUCAUUUCUAAUGACAGCGUGAUUCUGCCUGCGUCAUUCCCACCAGCUGAACUUGAACCAGAAUUCUCAGGAAGUCCACUUGAUCUUAGUGAUAAGGAUAUGGACCGCCUUCACUCUUUGCUUGUUUUGGAGAAAUAUGUUACAUUCUCGCAAGCGUUCCUGCAAGGUCUCAUCGCAAACCAAGACGUACAGCACGUCUUCAUACUCACACCUCAAGAACAAAAGAUUGUCGAGUGUACCACAUCAUGUUACGUCUUGGGUCGCAGCGGCACGGGGAAAACCACGACGAUGCUGUUUAAGAUUCUCGGCAUUCAGCGAGCUUGGGAGAUGAGUGCCGUUGACAUGCCGAAGCCACGCCAAAUCUUCGUGACCAAAUCCAGAGUGCUCGCUACGAAAGUGGAAGAGUAUUUCACGAAGCUUCUCGAAUCUCUGGCGUUAGCAGGCUAUACCCUGGAGGAACUUGCAAAAAUGAAGGCACAAAGCGUUCAGGAGGGCCUUGUUGAUCUCGACGACUUGCCCGAUUCACAGAUGAAUAUACCCAUGAAAUACAGCGAACUUGAAGAUAAGCACUUUCCUCUUUUUGUGACUUUCGAUCGACUGUCGAAGAUGAUCGCGGCAGAUAUGUUGAGCAAGGAUGUCCCCGAAACGAGAGAUAGCGCAGGACUUUUCUUCAAUGUUGACGAUGCUGAGGCGCAUGACUCUUUCGUCACCUAUGACGUAUUCGCAAAUCAAUACUGGCCUCAUUUUCCGCAGAAUCUCACUAAGAAUCUUAACCCGUGGUUGGUUUUCAGCGAAUUCAUGGGGAUCGUCAAAGGCUCCGAACAUGCACUGACCUGUCCUGAAGGAGUUCUCGAUCGCCCGAAUUACCUCCGUCUUCCUCAUCGUUCUAACCCAAACUUUGCGAAUCAGAGGGGAAUUCUAUAUGACAUCUUUGAGUAUUAUACGAAAAUCAAGAAGCAGCGACGUCAUCACGAUGUUGCAGAUCGCACGCAUGCGGUACUUAAGGUCUUGCGGAGCCAGAGGUUCCCUGGCCAACAGAUCGAUUAUCUGUAUGUCGACGAAGCACAAGACAACCUUCUGAUCGACGCACUCUUUUUGAGGCAAUUAUGCAGGAAUCCAGACGGUUUGUUCUGGGCUGGGGAUACCGCACAGACAAUUUCUGCAGGGAGUUCCUUUAGGUUCGAUGAUCUGAAAGCCUUUCUCUACCGUGUGGAGCAGCAAAAUACCUCGGUCAAUUCCGCUGGAGCAUGUCUUCAUCAGCCUACGAUGUUUCAAUUGGCGAUCAACUACAGAUCGCACGGUGGCAUCGUCAACUGCGCACAUUCUGUGAUUGAACUCAUCACAAAAUUCUGGCCCAACACAAUCGAUAACCUUCGGCCAGAAAGGGGGGUGGUUGACGGGCUGAAGCCUGUAUUUUUCACUGGUUGGGAUAAAGACACUGUCCGUUAUGAACAGUUCUUGUUCGGGGCAAGCGGUAGUCACAUUGAGUUCGGAGCGCAGCAAUGCAUCCUCGUGCGUGACGAUGCGGCACGUCAAAAGUUGCGAGAACAAGUUGGUGAAAUUGGACUGAUUAUGACGCUUUACGAGAGCAAAGGCCUGGAAUUCAAUGAUGUGCUUUUGUACAACUUUUUCGAGGAUUCUGUGAUAGAUCUGUCACGAUGGCGCAUAGUUCUCAAUGGAGUAGAGGGUCAAGAACAUGCGCCGAACUUCGAUCGUGAUGAGACGCGAUACGCUGGGGUUUGUAGCGAGCUCAAACUUCUUUACGUGGGAAUCACUCGAGCAAGGAAGAACAUGUGGAUCGUUGACAAGUCUGAUAAAUCAGACCCAAUGCGUAUAUUCUGGACGUCUCGCAAUCAAGUCCAGAAUUGCACACCCGGCACCGAUGUCCCUCAUCUAGCCGUCUCCUCGACUCCAGAAGAAUGGGCAUCCUUCGGGCGCUCGCUAUUCUCGCACAAGCGCUACUCGCAAGCUAUCCACUGCUUCGAACGUGCUAACCUUCGUCGUGAGGUGAAUGUCUGUAAAGCAUAUCAACUGCGAGAAGUCGCACGUUCUAGUGUCGGGGUGGCCAUACUCAGUGACCAAAAAAGAGCUUUUAACUUGGCUGCUGAUGCCUUUACUGAUUGUGGUACGACCGCAACAGGAAACCAGAAACUCCAAUAUUAUCGUAACUCGGCGGAUUGCUACAUUCGAGCAGGGGAUGAUAUCAAAGCUGCUGAGGCCUAUAUCAAUGCUGAAGAGUUCGAGCAAGCAGCGAAAAGAUAUCGCAAGGCUGGACGGUUUGACAAGACCCUUCAUGUUCUUGGUGGCCAUAGCAUGAAUAUACCUGAAGAGACCAAGGCGGAGUUAUGGACUGUGUGCAGACUGUUUUACUGCAGCAGAAACAACACUAAGGCUCCCUUGCCUCUCUUCUCGACAUUUGAUGAGGAACUCGAAUUUCUGGAGGACUAUGAUCUUGAUUUCGCUCGAGCCUCGCUGCUCGAAUCCCACUCAAGGUACUAUGAGGCCGCAGAACUCCACUUGUCAGAGAAUAGGCCCUUGGAAGCUGUCCGAGCGUUCAUUAAGGACAGCGACAACGGCAAUUCUACUAUUCGUGCGGCCGAAACUAUAUUGGAAUACUUCUGGCGCAAAUGCUCCUUUAGAAUUACUGCAAAAACUGUUGCUGAUGAGCCAAUGCGGCAUUUCAUCGCUCUCGCUGAUCAACUAGAGACGAACAAACUGACGCUGGCGACCCGUGAUCUAAUAUCGAUGUUUCGGACCAUCCUGUGCGGAAAUCAUGAGCCGUUGAGAAACCUUGCGCUUAGCCUCCAUGGAAAUAAUAACCAGCCAGCAGCUCUCCUUUGCCUGGACCAUAUAUUCUCUCGAACCACAGACAUUCGAACGUUCGCGGUCGAAGAAAUGCAACGGUUCCUUCAGCAAUUCCAUGCCUAUGCGCGACUGUUGUAUCUGAUUUUGACGAUCCCUGACCCCAUGGACUCGGAGCAUAGGGGUAUACAGAGACUGUUCUCCAUCGUGCAGUUGUCCGGUGACGAGUUUCUCAUACCAGAUGGAACGUUCCUCCACAACUGUGUGAUGGAAACCCGCCAAGGCAUCACUUGGGUAACGGAACAUCCGUCUGGGUACACAGCCUCUCGUAGAAACGUCACCCAGCUGCUGCAAGGAUCCAUUCGAACGAUCUUGAAAGACAAAGUAUCGGAGAUCGAUGCUAUGUGUUGCAAAUCUCCUGUUUUCUCGCAAUGCCUGCCAUUCUUGAUGUCUGGAGUAUGUCGAAGAGAUAACUGUCCCCAAGAGCAUGUCACAGUAUCGAAAUUGGAUCGCCAAUAUUACAACAACCGUGUCGCGAUCCACAUCUGGCAAAUUCUUAUCUUGCAAUUCAUGUAUUCCGCUCAUCCAUACAUUGAACGACGCAAUGGCAUGAGGGACUGGCUCAAGCAUCUUUACGAGGCUAUCAAUCCACCCUUCUUCAUUCAAGGUUCCCCCGCAGACCUUGACAUAAACCUGAUGCCUCUUCGUCUAGAUGGCAUGAAAGUGGUGAAGCUCUGGAUCCGCGAAUCCUUCUACUCGCUCGACCCAUUCUAUACACAGGCUGAAUUUUUGACGGCGUUAAUGGGGAUAACCAGUCUAAGUUUCGCUUUUGACAGGAACGACGCACCUGUCUACAUCUCUCGAGCAAAGUGUACGGUCUCCGGACCGUUAGAACUCUUUCGCAAGGGGGACAAUCGCUAUAUGGUUCAUGACCUGCUCAGUUCUUACCAAGGAGCUACCCGCAGCAGCAUCUCAUCGGGAAUUCUGUAUCUUCUGCAUGUUCUCGAUAAUCGUUUAUAUGCCAACCUCUCCGUGUUGUGCGACUGUAUCGAGGAUAUCUGCAGCGCUUUUGUAAUCAAGUACCGAAUGGACCCAGACUUUAAUAAGUUUCCCCUCCAUGACGUCGUCCUUCCAUGCAGCUGGCUAUUGCUUCCCCACAAAUUCACUGCUGAGAAAGACACUAAGCUGUUUUUGAUGGGCAAGCUUCUGGAUGAGAUAGCGAGGCUGGUCGAAGCAUUGCGGGUAGAAGUCGGCAUGGAAUUCCUCUGGCUGAACCAUACCAGAUUUACGCCCAUUCUCCGCAAUGUUUUUAUUUCCCGGAUCUGCAGGGUUCUCUGCCUUAGUACGUGUACUGUCUCUUUCUCUUUUCAAAACGGAUUGGGUACUGAAUUGGAUUCAUUAGUUGCUCAUAACAUCAGGAAUCGCUUCAUGAGAGAGAAAGUAGACAAGAUCAUUCUUUCUCUGCACAAGAACAACCCUCCUUGGCGUCCAGCUAACUAUCGGAAACUCGUGGAUGACGUGGCCAAGUACAUGACACCAGGACGGAUGCCACCCUCAGAUGUUUACCUGCGAGCUCUCCUGGCUUUAGACAACAACAAAGGAGUGAGCAACCUGGUGCAUCUUGUCCACAAAACGAUGAGCCAGUAUGGUCGAGGUGUAGUCCCACGGCUCGUAUACGAGAAGAUCAUCGAGAUUCCCCAUCUCCUUUCAUCGUACGCAGUGAUCGCUCAGUCUACUCUGAGAGUAGAGGCCCCAGCCUUCGUACCUCGCAUAGGACAUUCCAAGGAUCAAGCAGAGGUUAUACAGCAUGAUGAGAAAGAGAUAACCGAACACCAACCGCAGGAAUUCGACGGAGAAGAAGCAAAGGAAGAGGAAGAUAUCGCGACGAAUGUUGAUGCUGAGACCCGUGAUACGUUAGAGAGUGUAGAUGAGGCGGUGACGUCGCUUGCACCUGAUUUCGACGAGUCGCUACGCUCUAACGGACCAUCGGUGGAAGAACAAAAGGCGGCUUACAAUAUUCAGAACGCAUACCGCCGUUAUGUUGGACGUCGCUCGAGUCGCGCAGUGAAUGCAGAAAUCGAUGCGAUAUUCACGACAUGCCUCAAGGAGACGCGGUCUUCUGAAUGUCGUCCAGGCUAUUACCAACUUCUUUUCCUUGGACCACUGCCUCACCUUCUGGUAUGCCUAGAACGAGGCAUUUCUCUGACUCACGCUGCCAAAGCGAAGAUGAAAGGCCUUCUUAACAAGGAAUCCCAUGAAAAACUUGAGGAGUUGGGCAAGCAGAGAAAUGAGAUAGCAACGCUCUUCAAGAAAGGAUUAGAAUUACGUAAGCAACUGGAACCUUCCUCACCAGCUCAUCGUGCCCGUGACAUUGACGCACUUAAAUGUGGAGUUCAAAAGGUCAAGGAAUUCAUGCAGAGGGUUCCUGGCAGCAUGCAAGAUAUGCAAUCUGAUUUUCAAAUAGCCUAUAAGGGCAUCGUUGCAGAGAAGAAAGUUCACGCACGAAAGGAGAAAGAGAAACCUAUUCUCAAUGUCGAGGAUAUCGACGACUAUUGAUUUGAUCGAUUGGAGUCAAGACCGCCAUUUCGUCAGUGUAUCAUAUAUCACAUUGUACAGUACGUAUUUCCGCAAAUCAAUGCCUGUGUGUGCAAGAGAA
Suillus plorans is the source of this 6962-nucleotide messenger RNA. RefSeq lists its product as uncharacterized. The record is from RefSeq and is a predicted model, not a curated record. The coding region runs from base 299 to 6862 and encodes 2187 amino acids. Gene Ontology annotation, molecular function: protein binding; ATP binding; hydrolase activity. The transcript has 36 exons. Lineage: Eukaryota; Fungi; Basidiomycota; Agaricomycetes; Boletales; Suillaceae.